GUUUACAUGCCAUAUUGAUUUACCCUCUUGGAAAAUGACCAUUAAGAGUUUCUCGAUUGAAUAUGAUUCAAUCAAUAGCAGGAACAUCUUUACAAAUGGAGAUACCAUUAAUGGACGAAUCAUUGUAGAGGUUUCAAAGGAAACUAAAAUCCAGGCGCUCAUUUUCAUAGCAAAAGGAAAAGCUUCGGUGCGCUGGAGUGAACAUUAUGGGCAGUAUGACCAUCGUGUGUACUGGGCAGAUGAGAAAUACUAUGAUGUCACACAACAUAUCUUGAGGGAGUCGAGACAAGAUGGCAGUGAGAUCAUUGGAAAAGGACGACAUGUGUUUCCAUUUGCCUUCACCAUUCCUGAUAGAAAAAUCCCAUCGACUUUCAAAGGAUACGAAGGAAAAAUUGUGCAUAAGUUAAAGGCUGAGCUGAAACAGUCCAUGAAGCUGACAAAAAAGGCCAAAGCACACUUCACAUUUGUGUCCAAAGCAGACAUGGACACCCCUGGACUUAUGGAACCGCAGUAUGGUUGCAAGGAUAAAUCUGUGAGGACGUUUGGCUCUGGAAAAGUCUCAUUGGAUGUCAACACAAAGCAGAUGGGAUACAUGCAAGGGGAGGGCAUCAAGGUUCAUCUUGAAAUCAACAACCGCUCAUCUCGCUCAGUGAAGCCCAAGUUCAUUUUGUAUGAGAAGAAGAGUUUCUUUGCACAGGGUCACAGGAGAGUUCACACACAUGAGAUCCUCAAGGACAAGGUGGAAGCUAUUGACCCCUCUGGCAAAAAGACUGUGACCAAGGUGAUCCCAAUCCCCAGGGAACUCCCCCCCUCCAUCAUGAACUGCUCCAUCAUCAAGCUGGAGUACAGGCUGAAGGUGUUUCUGGAUAUCAAAUGUGCUACAGACCCAGAGAUCAAACUCCCCAUAGUUGUUCUCCCUGUGUUUGAGCAUCGCACUGCCAAACAACCACCUCCCGCUGCCGGCUUUGGAUUUGAGGGCUUUGGGAACCCAAACCCAGCACCCUGGGGGAUGAUGCCACUGCCACAAGCAGCACCAAGAGCUGUGGACCCUCCUCCUCCAUAUGGAGAAGCAGCAGUGUACCCCCCUCUUAAUGAUUAUGGAAAAUAUGGGAAUGCUUUCUAAGCACAACUCUGAUCUGUUAUUUAAAGUGUUAUUCCUCAAAAGCUGAUUACAAUUUUUGAUAUCUAAGAUCAG
This is a messenger RNA of Cheilinus undulatus (humphead wrasse), 1195 nucleotides long. RefSeq names its product arrestin domain-containing protein 3-like. The transcript is spliced from 6 exons. Gene Ontology annotation, cellular component: plasma membrane; cytoplasm. NCBI's taxonomy places the organism in Eukaryota, Metazoa, Chordata, Actinopteri, Labriformes, Labridae. The coding region runs from base 35 to 1123 and encodes 362 amino acids. Gene Ontology annotation, biological process: protein transport. The record is from RefSeq and is a predicted model, not a curated record.